Molecule: messenger RNA, 1053 nt
Organism: Microthlaspi erraticum
Lineage: Eukaryota; Viridiplantae; Streptophyta; Magnoliopsida; Brassicales; Brassicaceae
Source: the annotation of a GenBank genome assembly
AUGUCGUCGUCAGCUUCAUCAGAUUCCUCGGCGGCGCGUGAUCAACAUGCGCCGCUGCUCCGCCCGCGUCAGGACGGCUCCUCAUCUUCUUCGGCCCGUCCUACAGCUCUUGCCGUUCUCUUGGGACGGAUCACCGGCCACCGCGCGCCGUCGAUGCUGGUGAGAGAGACGGCGGCGCGAGCUCUGGAGGAGAGACGAAUCGAUUGGGGUUACUCGAAACCCGUAGUCGCAGCUGACAUACUGUGGAACGCUGCUCUGGUGGUUGCGUCGGCGGUGAUGCUAGUCGGGACCACAGAAGAAAGGCCUAACGAGCCGAUUAGGGUUUGGAUCUGUGGCUAUGGGCUACAGUGUUUGAUCCAUGUGGUGCUGGUUUGGUCCGAGUACUGGAGGAGAAACACGAGCCGUAGAGCUAGGGAUUUGGAGUCUGGAGACGGAAUUCUAGAUUACAGUGAGGAUGAUUAUGAUGAAGACAGUGACAAUUCAACAACGUACAGUUUUGCGAAAAGAUGUGAGUCGAUAAACACAGUGAUAUCAUUCAUAUGGUGGAUCAUCGGAUUCUACUGGGUUGUACAAGGUGGAGAUAAGCUUUUAGGAGAUGCUCCUAACCUUUACUGGUUGUCGGUGGUUUUUCUGGCGAUAGACGUGUUCUUCGCCAUUUUCUGUAUCGUUUUGGCUUGCCUCGUUGGGAUUGCUCUCUGCUGUUGCCUCCCCUGCAUCAUCGCUCUUCUUUACGCCGUUGCAGGAACGGAAGGAGUAUCAGAGGCGGAGCUAGGUGUUCUUCCCUUGUACAGAUUUCAGGCUUUCCACAGCGGAGCUGGUAAAAUGGUUCCUACUCCGAUCAAUGGCUUGUGCUUAGCAGCUGAAAGAACACUGCUUGCUGAGGAUGCGGACUGUUGUAUAUGUUUGAGCUCAUAUGAGGAUGGAGCAGAGCUUCAUACUCUUCCUUGCAACCACCAUUUCCAUUCCAACUGUAUCAUCAAAUGGCUCAAGAUGAGAGCAACAUGCCCUCUCUGCAAAUACAACAUCCUCAAAGGAACCACUGAUCAAUCUUGA